UAGUCGCUAUGACCCCGUGACCCGGAAACUGCUUUCAUUAGAGACGAUUUCAUUCAACUUCAAAACGUAGUGAAACAUUUCUUGAAACGACAAAACGAUUCAAGAUAGGGUGAGACUUUACAUCUGAAAUGUUUUACCAUAUUUCUUUGGAGCAUGAAAUCUUACUACAUCCGAGGUAUUUUGGUCCUAAUCUCCUCAACACCGUGAAGCAAAAGCUCUUCACAGAAGUGGAGGGCACAUGUACCGGCAAGUAUGGCUUUGUCAUUGCUGUCACCACCAUUGACAACAUCGGAGCGGGUGUAAUCCAGCCGGGCAGAGGCUUUGUCCUGUAUCCAGUCAAGUACAAGGCCAUUGUGUUCCGGCCGUUCAAGGGGGAGGUUGUGGACGCUGUGGUCACACAGGUUAACAAGGUUGGAUUGUUCACAGAAAUCGGUCCCAUGUCUUGCUUCAUCUCUCGUCAUUCUAUACCUUCUGAAAUGGAGUUUGACCCAAACUCAAAUCCACCAUGCUAUAAGACAGUUGAUGAGGACAUCGUGAUCCAGCAAGAUGACGAGAUCAGGCUAAAGAUUGUGGGUACAAGAGUGGAUAAGAAUGACAUUUUUGCCAUCGGCUCUCUCAUGGAUGAUUACCUUGGUCUUGUGAGCUGAUUUGGCCUCGUGGAAGCCCAUUUCUAAGGGGACAUUUUAUUAAGCAGUUUAGUUAUUUCUAUGUUAAAAUAAAUAUUUUUCUAUGAUGAUUAACAUUGUGUGGUGAAAGGUAGUGACGAGCCUUUGAUAUUAUUUUUUUUUAAUUAAUCAUUGCAGCUUACAUUAGUUUUAAUCAAAGGAAAUUUAAAGAUUUCACUAAAUUUCAAGGAGGAAUUUGUUGUACAGUUUAGCAGAGUUUGGGAGUUAGUUUGCUUUCAUAUACAAUUAACUUGCAUCUUAAUGGCACAUUUGUUUUUUGUACAUGGAUUGGAAUAAAUAAUUUUAUUUGUUCUUACUGUA
Molecule: messenger RNA, 986 nt
Organism: Sphaeramia orbicularis (orbiculate cardinalfish)
Lineage: Eukaryota; Metazoa; Chordata; Actinopteri; Kurtiformes; Apogonidae
Gene: polr2g
Product: RNA polymerase II subunit G
Exons: 8
Coding region: 129-647 (172 amino acids)
Biological process (GO): transcription initiation at RNA polymerase II promoter; nuclear-transcribed mRNA catabolic process; positive regulation of nuclear-transcribed mRNA poly(A) tail shortening
Cellular component (GO): RNA polymerase II, core complex; P-body
Molecular function (GO): translation initiation factor binding; single-stranded DNA binding; single-stranded RNA binding
Source: RefSeq, a predicted model, not a curated record